UUUUAACAGCCGUACGAUCAACUCAAUUUGACACAUCUCAGUUUCUCACUUGGACUUCCUCUCAGUCAUCAACUCUCUUUCUUCAGAUCUCUGCGUCUUCUCCUCUGUUUCAAUGUCGCUCCACCUUCUUCUCCUUCUUCUGCUACUUUCCCUGACACCUUCUCUGCUCAAAGCGUCGGUGCAUGAGUACAGAAGCGAGAGAUUCAUGUCCAAAGGCAACGCCUUUGUCUUUCAUGGCGGCAGCGAAGGCAUCUACUCCUCUUCUCCCUCCGAAAAUUUCACCUCCGACUCUGAUUCCCUCUCCUUUAUCCGUUUUGAGAAGAUCACAUUCCGGAGACCUGAGGAAGUAUCCAAUACAUCAUCGUUACCUAUCCACGCGGUGGUUUUUGAGGUAGAAGACAGGGAGAACAUUGGAGGAUCAGCUUACGGUGGGCAGAGAGCUGUCUGUUGCACAUCUGAUUUGGCGAAACUCGGUGUUUGCUCACAUGGUGAGAUCAUUCACCAUCCUUCUUCUAAAGACUCAGCUUGGCCUCAAGUGUUUGGUGUUUCCUUUGUUGAGAAUGAGUUGUCUGCUACGUUGCUAACAAGGUCGAUUCAGAUCACUAGGACUGGAAUGUACAACCUCUACUUCAUUCAUUGUGAUCCUGGUCUUAAGGAUUUGGUUGUUGAAGGUAAAACCAUCUGGAAAAACCCUGGUGGGUACUUACCUGGUAGAAUGGCUCCGUUGAUGUACUUUUACGGGUUCAUGUCUCUUGCCUUUGUGCUUCUUGGCAUCUUCUGGUUCUCACAAUGCGCUAGGUUCUGGAGAGAAGUGCUUCCUUUGCAGAACUGUGUAACUCUGGUGAUAACGCUAGGGAUGUUUGAGAUGGCGCUUUGGUAUUUUGAUUACGCUGAGUUCAACGAGACAGGGGUGAGACCAACCGUGAUCACUAUAUGGGCAGUUACGUUUGGUUCUAUCAAACGUACAUGCGCUCGUGUUAUCAUCCUAAUGGUCUCAAUGGGGUAUGGUGUUGUGAGGCCAACGCUUGGAGGGUUUCAAUCAAAGGUUAUCAUGCUUGGUGUCACCUUCUUUGCUGCUUCUGAAACUCUUGAGCUGUUGGAAAACGUUGGUGCUGUUAGUGAUUUCUCCGGGAAAGCUAGACUGUUUUUAGUUCUUCCCGUUGCGGUUUUGGAUGCUUUCUUCAUCAUAUGGAUAUUCAAGUCUCUUUCUGCUACUUUCAAGAAGCUGCAGACGAGAAGGUUGUUGGUGAAGCUUGAUAUAUACAGAAAGUUCACUAAUGCUUUGGCUGUAGCUAUCUUGGUUUCCCUUGGUUGGAUUUGCUACGAGCUUUACUUCAAGUCUAAAGAUGUUUACAAUGAACAUUGGCAAAACGCUUGGAUCAUCCCUGCCUUUUGGCAGCUUCUCUCCUUCUCACUUCUUAUUGUUAUCUGUUCUCUUUGGGCUCCAUCACAGAACUCGACGAGGUAUGCAUUCUCUGGAUCUUCUGGUGAUUCUAGUGGGGAGUUUGAGAAGGAUGAUUACACACUAACCCUCAUUAAACCAUCUCCAAUUCCUUCUCACGAAGUGAAAAACACCUCAGAAACUACGUCUUUGCAAGCUGACAAAGAAGAACCAGAUUUGGAGGAAGACAAAAGGGAGUAAAGUAGUGAAGACAAUAGUACUUACAAUCGAACUUCUACUAGUUUGACACUUUUUUCUCUCUUUAUAGACACCUCAAAGUUUUAUUAUAUGUAUUCUUGUAGGUCAUGUGAGUUUAGUUUUGUACAAUACUAAGGUCAAGAGACCAUAGCAGCCUCUGCCUUCGGUGUUAUAGUGUUAAAACUGUGUUUUGCCAUGUUUUUUUUACCAUAUGUAAUGUUUGAAUUACAUUUUCCUAAGUUGCAUCUCUACCCUAAAGCUUAUUGUUGUCUGGUAACUUAUGCUUUGUAUGGAGGACAAGGAUAAGCAAAACCAGCUAUAGCAAACACGCGUGCAAAGGGAUGUGACAUUGCCAUAAUGCAACUGAGAAAGAAUAAG
Molecule: messenger RNA, 2017 nt
Organism: Eruca vesicaria subsp. sativa (arugula)
Lineage: Eukaryota; Viridiplantae; Streptophyta; Magnoliopsida; Brassicales; Brassicaceae
Source: the annotation of a GenBank genome assembly